UUUCUUCAAACGACAAAUUCAAACGGCUUACUAAAACAAGAAACGUACGAAAUAAGACGGCUCUAUCUACGCUAAGGAAGGAGGUUGAGAUGAGAAUAGCACUAGCCGAGAAGAGAGUCCCCCACUGGAAGAACUGAACGGCGGCGACCAAAACUCAUCUACAAUUUUCAUAGCUGCUCAUGGCGUUGGCGAUAAUGAUCCUCUGUGGAAUCAUUGCCGUGGUAUCCAUUUAUCUUGUCGCCGGAAAAUUGCGUCAGAAGCGGCGGACCAGCAAGUACCAUCCGAUAGGCGGCACCGUCUUUCACCAGCUCAGGAAUUUCCGCCGACUACACGAUUACAUGACCGAUCUGGCGGCCAAACACAAGACGUACAGACUGUUGAACAUAUUCCGGAGCGAGGUUUACACUUCCGACCCGGCUAACGUUGAGUAUAUGCUGAAAACCAACUUCGAAAAUUAUGGCAAGGGAUGGUACAACCACAACAUUCUCAAGGAUUUAUUGGGUGAUGGGAUUUUUACAGUGGAUGGUGACAAGUGGAGGGAGCAGAGAAAAGUCUCAAGCCAUGAAUUCUCCACGAGGGUACUAAGGGAUUUCAGCAGUAUGGUCUUUAGAAAAAAUGCUGCAAAGCUCACUAACAUUAUAUCCGAAGCUGCAGAUUCUGAUACGCCUAUAGAUAUCCAAGACCUUCUUAUGAAAGCGACUUUAGAUUCAAUAUUCAGAGUUGCAUUUGGAGUGGAGUUAGACACUAUGUGUGGAUCGAAUGAAGAAGGCACCAAAUUUAGCAGUGCCUUUGAUGAUGCAAGUGCCAUGACACUAUGGAGAUAUGUAGAUAUUCUGUGGGGCAUAAAGAAAGCUUUGGGUAUUGGUUCAGAAGCAAAAUUGAAAAAAUGUGUACAAGUGAUAGAUGAGUUUGUGUAUAAGCUGAUAUCUAACAAGAGUGAGAAGUUGCAGAAGUCAGAAGAUGCAUCAAUUCAGUUGAAAAAAGAGGACAUAUUAUCAAGGUUUCUGCAACUGACUGAAACUGAGCCUAACCCAAAGUAUCUGCGAGACAUUAUAUUGAACUUCAUAAUAGCUGGGAAAGACACAACGGCGGCUGCAGUGUCCUGGUUUAUUUACAUGGUUUGCAAGCAUCCUGUUGUGCAGGAAAAAUUGGUCAUGGACAUAAUGGAUGCAACAGGCUCAAAGGACACAGCAAAUGUUUCAGACUUCCUCACCAUUUUGAGUGAUGAAGCUCUGGAGAAGAUGCACUACCUUCAUGCAGCACUGACUGAAACUCUUCGACUCUAUCCUGCAGUUCCUGUGGAUGCAAAAGUGUGCUUGUCCGAUGACACAAUGCCGGAUGGAUUCAGUUUGAAGAAAGGUGAUAUGGUGGCUUAUCAACCAUAUGCAAUGGGAAGGAUGAAAUUCCUAUGGGGCGACGAUGCAGAAGAGUUUAAACCUGAAAGAUGGCUAGAUGAUAAUGGUUGCUUCCAACCAGAGAGUCCCUUCAAAUUUACAGCUUUCCAGGCCGGUCCACGUAUAUGCUUGGGGAAGGAAUUUGCUUACAGACAGAUGAAGAUAUUCUCGGUGGUUCUGCUGAGGUUCUUUGUCUUCAAAUUAAGCGACGAGAGGCGGACAGUGAGGUACCGUACUAUGAUCAACCUUCACAUCGAUGGUGGACUAAGCGUGCGUGCCUUCCACAGACAAGGUUAUAAAUUCUCAUGAAUCUUGUAUGCAUAAAUACCGUUAUUUGGGAUCGCUGUGUAGUUGUUGUUCCAAGCAUUGUGUGUCAUUCGGACUUGUAAACCGAGUUGUACAACUCAAAUAGUUCCAAAAAUAACUUGUGUCAAUCUUUUUUUUUUUUUUUUUAUUUUUUUAUGACGUGAGAAUCCGCCGCUGCUACUGAAAAUGCGCACUAUAGAUCUGGAGGUGUUGAGGUUUGAAUCCAUGACAAGUUCACUUCCCACACCACCAGGCCAACUCUUUAAGCGACUUGUGUCAAUUUUAUUUUCUUAAGUUUCGAGUUGCUAACGAGCCUGAUUGAAUCUAGCUUUUCAUGAUUGAGUUUUGCUCGAUAUGAAUUCCAGCUGUGCUAGUGUUUGUUUGCUAAUAGAU
Molecule: messenger RNA, 2093 nt
Organism: Andrographis paniculata
Lineage: Eukaryota; Viridiplantae; Streptophyta; Magnoliopsida; Lamiales; Acanthaceae
Product: cytochrome P450 704C1-like
Exons: 6
Coding region: 180-1703 (507 amino acids)
Molecular function (GO): oxidoreductase activity, acting on paired donors, with incorporation or reduction of molecular oxygen; iron ion binding; monooxygenase activity
Source: RefSeq, a predicted model, not a curated record